AUGGGAUUAAGAGAUUUGAAAAAUGUAUUCAAGCGUAAGGAAUACGAUAGACCACCUGCUCCACCACCACCAGGAUCACAACCAAGCGAAGAAACAAAUCGAGAUUCAAACCCUGCGCCCACUUCCAUUCAACCAGUUAAUGGGAAAGAUAUUCUUAGUAAUCCAAUAGCAACUGGCGAACCACCUUCACUUUUCAAAAAAGUCAAACAUCAACAACAACCAAUUGGAUGCUGUUGUGACGAAAAAGAUGCCCCAAUCCAUACAAAUAACUUUUAUAACAAUUUAACCACGGGUGACCAAACCAUGCCAAUUUGGCCAUUACCAUACUCAAUGUGGUACACGAUUGAUCCCGAUCAAGAUCAUGGAUUAGCAUUCAAUCAUACAGAUGCAUCACAAAGAGUUUUUGGUCCUGAACCAGAUGCGCCAGUUGCUCAAUAUUAUUUCAACCCACCUAAAAUUAAGUCAUUUGUUCUUUCUGCAGAAAACUUUGAUGGUAACAAGUUGACAUUAAGUGAUCAUAGAGCACUUUCUGUAACUGCAACUUUACAAAAGGGUGAUAGUAAAAUCAUUCUUCCAAUAGUGCAAGGUAUGGGUUUUAUCACUGCCAUUUACGAAAAUGCUAAACCAGUUAUUGCAUCCCAAGUUGGUGUUCAAGAGUUUAAAAAACAAGACAAGAUUGGAAAUGUUCAAAAAUAUACAGCCAUGUUGUUUAACCAAGUGACUUGGUCGGUUUAUUCCACUAGUGAAUUGAGUUUAAAGGAUCCAAAUCAUAUUGUUGGGAAUGGGCCAGGUAUUAUUCAAAUUGCUCGUGGUGAUUCAAAGUAUUACGAUGACACUGCUGGUGGUUAUAUUGACCAUGCAGAAUUAUCUGCCUCUGCAGACGGUGAUACAGGCGAAUACAAAUUUUCUUAUACCAUUAAAGGACAAUCAAGAUCAGGUAAAACUCUUGUUUGGGCACUUCCACAUCAUCAAGAGGUCAUUACUAAUGUUAAAGCAACAGAUUUAAACCUUGAUUCACCAACAAAAGGUGUAAUGAAGUCAUAUGUCACAAACGAACUUGUUAUGCAAGAACAACUUCCUGUUGAUAUUAUGUGGGAUCCAUGGGCCACUUUUGCCACUAAAGCCAAUUAUUCAGACAACGCUAAAGAAAUCAUCAAACAAGCAGCCAUUGAAGAAGUGAAACAAGAUGUAGUGGGGAUGGCAGACAUUGAUUCAAUGUAUACUUCUGGUAAAAUUUUAGACAAAUUCGCUCAUAUUGCAUAUGUUUGUCAUUUUAUAUUGCAAGAUGGAUCAUUGACCAAUGAAGUUGUCCCUAAACUUAAACAAGCAAUUGAAAUAUUUGCUCAAAAUAAACAAAAAUUCCCCUUGGUUUAUGAUUGUUCUUGGAAAGGGUUAAUUUCUUCAGCUGAACCAGGUGCUGAUUUUGGUAAUUCCAAUUAUAAUGAUCAUCAUUUCCAUUAUGGAUACCAUAUACAUGCCAUUGCACUUUUAUCACAUAUUGAUCAAAAUUGGCUUCAUGCCAAUAAUGAUCUUAUUUUCAAUUAUGCCAAUACAUUGAUCAGAGAUAUUGCUAGUCCUCAAGCUGAUCAAUAUUUCCCACAAUUUCGAUCAUUUGAUUUUUUCCAUGGUCAUUCUUGGGCCCAUGGUAUUUUCCCAUCUGGUGAUGGUAAAGAUAAUGAAAGUAGUAGUGAAAUGUACCAUUUUGCUCGUGCUAUUAAAUUAUAUGGGAAUGUGAUUGGUGAUAAGAAUAUGCAACAACGAGGUGACUUGAUGUUGGCAAUUAUGAAACGAUCGGUUAAUAUGUACAUGCUUUACACUAGUGAUAACAAGAUUGAACCACCCAAUUUUAUUGGAAACAAAGUAUCGGGUAUUUUAUUUGAGAAUAAAAUCGAUUAUGCUACUUAUUUUGGAAGAGGUACCAUUGGAGAUGAAUGGAUCCAUGGUAUUCAUAUGUUACCCAUCACACCAGUGUCUUCUUAUUUUAGGAGUUCGAAAUUUGUUAAAGAGGAAUGGGAUGAAAAAUUGGGUGCAAUUGUGGACCAGAUCCCUGAUGGGUGGAAAGGUAUUCUUAUGCUCAACAAGGCAUUAUUUGACCCGAAAUCAGCUUGGGAUUGGUUUGCAAGAAAGGACUGGGAUCCUGUAUUGAUUGAUAAUGGUAUGUCCCGUACAUGGUCUUUGGCAUAUAUUGCAGGAAUAAUGAAUUGA
Molecule: messenger RNA, 2205 nt
Organism: Candida dubliniensis CD36
Lineage: Eukaryota; Fungi; Ascomycota; Pichiomycetes; Serinales; Debaryomycetaceae
Gene: ACF2
Product: Acf2p
Exons: 1
Coding region: 1-2205 (734 amino acids)
Cellular component (GO): cell surface
Molecular function (GO): glucan endo-1,3-beta-D-glucosidase activity; endo-1,3(4)-beta-glucanase activity
Source: RefSeq, a predicted model, not a curated record